CUAGCUCACUAAAGACACAGCACUCGCUCACACAUCCGUACAGAUGGGCUGAAUGUAAGUUCCCCUCGGGUUUGACACCAACGACAUUGAUUGCUGCCAUGCAUAUACAUGUACAUUUAGGAAAUAUUUGAUGCUACUGAAUACAUACCAAACAAGUUGAAAAUAAUAUUCCAAUUCUCUUGCUCAAAUUUUUAAAAUGAAGUUGGCUUUCAAAACUUUAAGUAGCUAUUAAAUAUAAGAAAUUGUUGACUGUGCAUGCGCGUGUGCGUUUGCGUUACUUUGUUUUGGUCUAUGUGAUAUGAAGCGGUCGACAUACAUGCGCCAUAUGUUUUCUCUCAACACAGCGAACAAAGCCACACAUUACUAUUUCCGCGUUGCACGUGUACACGUACGUGUUGACCCAAUUUGAGGUUUGCGGUACCCUGUGGAGCGUCUUAACUCCCGCCAAAUAGCCAUGCACGUGCUUCACAGAAAUGAGGCGUGGUCUGACAACGGUUGUAUAUUUCAAAUUGAUCGAUCAGACGGUUUGCAUAAUGAAUGAAAGAGUAGAGCUGCGACAUCGAUGUUUGUGUAUGCGACAUAUUGGUUGCUGUAAACCGACUCGCCGGGCAGGCAGAAACAGGAAGGAAAAGUGCCAACAUAUUGUACACUUGAGGCGACCAGGACACGGCUGCAGACGCCUCUGACGGGGUCGACAUGCCUCCACCGCCGUCGCCACGACAUGGGUAUCGUAAACUCAACGUCGAUAUGUCUCUGGUGCCAGCAAGUCAGCACAGUGUGUUCGUGAGAGGUUUGCCCCGAAACGCCUCGCCAGAUGACGUAAGAGAUUUGUUUGCUGGUGCGUGUGGGCACUGCUCGAUUGUGAUUCACAAAGUACGUGCCAAUGGCAAGUUCCUUGUUUUACGCUUCGAAAAGACGGAGGAGGCUCAACAGGCCAUAAACAAGUUUGAUGGCUGGGAGUACAAAGGCCAACAUUUCCUGCAAGUAGACUGGUACAAGGACGUUCUAAAGUACCACCUGGAGCAGAAGAAGAAGCAGUAUCCUGAUCGUCUUUUUGGAGCCCGUGCUGUCAGCAGAGCCAAACGAUGGCAGUGGCAGUUUAGGCCCUUGUCAAAUAAGACUGGAGUACGAAUUCAGCGGCCAUUUGGCAAGGCAAGUGACUGGCAACGAAACAGAUUCUACAACAGGUCUUCUAAUGCAUCUGCCUCUUAUGAGAACUCACAGGAAAGAUUUAGCAAUACACCUUGGGCAAUGACUCGAGAAAGCUCAUCAGAUGGUUCAAGUGAUACCUCUCCGGACAGAUCCAGUGAUCAAUUUCAUUGGAGGUCGAGAGAGAGGUCACAUGAUGGAUCCAGAGAGAGGUCACAGGACAGAUUAAGACAGAGGUCAGUUGAAGGAUCCAGAGAAAGGUCGCAGGAUAGAUUUAGGGAGAGGUCAGUUGAUGAAUCAAGUGAGAGGUCGCAGGACAGAUUGAGACAGAGAUCACAUGAAGGAUCCAGAGACAGGUCGCAGGAUAGAUUUAGGGAGAGGUCAGUUGAUGUAUCCAGUGAGAGGUUGCAGAAUAGAUUGACAGAGAGGUCGCAGGAUAGACUGACAGAGAGGUCUCAAGAUAGAUUGUCAGAGAGGUCUCAAGAUAGAUUGUCAGAGAGGUCUCAAGAUAGAUUGACAGAGAGGUCUCAAGAUAGAUUGACAGAGAGGUCAUGUGAUGGAUCCAGAGAGAACUUACUGGCUGGAUCUCUAGAUGGAUCACUUGAUGGGUCUCGAGAAAGGUCUUCAGAAGGAUCUUGUGAUAAAUAUGGCUCAUCCUGUGAUAGAAAGCUUAUGAAAGCACAGGAGAGACCAUGUGAUGUUCAAAGGGAUGUGUUGAAUUCAGUUUCCAGGGAAAUGUCAAGAGAAAGGUGCAGUUCUUCAUCAGAAGAUGUGUGCAAUGACAGACGAAGGGCAUGUGAAAAGACAUCUGAGAGGCCUGAAAAUGUUUCAGCAAAGACAAAACCAUGUGACCCCACGAACCUCACAAGAACAAGGGUAAGGUCAAUGGAGUUCAACCGUGAUCAACAGACACAAUUUGAGCAAAGAUCAUCCAGAAUUACAAAAUCAGGAACUCCCACACUGCAUGGGAGACGGGAAGACGCACCAAACAAACUUUCAUCAUCAGAGAAUGUGGAUAAACAUGACACCAAGAUCUCCUUGUCAACACCAGCAUCCAGUCAGGACAUUGCUAUUGACCUGGACUCACCAUGGUCGCCACCUUCACCAACGUCUGAUGACUCAGAGUUGGAACUGGCACCGGAACCUUCCCAAAAAAGAGCAAAGGACUUUGAACCAGGAGGGUUAGCAAGUGGUAGUUCCCCUGAUGAUAUUGAAGACUGGUAUGGACCAAUGCCACCAAAGAAACGUUCUUCUAAUUUUUCCCCCUCACAAAUUUCUGCUGGGGUCAAAAGUCAUGAGUUGGUGGGCAUAGGGAUAUUGGAACAACAAUCAAAAGAUGACCAAAGUGCAACCAAACAAAACGAACUGCCCCAAGAGACCUUGUCUAAGACCAGCAACAAUAGUACUUUCAGGGGUUGCUGGAUAGAAGUGGGGAAAAUAUCCAAAAAGGGUCCUAAGACUCAGUAUCGCAAAUUUAUGUUGGGCAAGGAUACAAAAUGUUUAAAAAGUGAAAUAUCUGAUAAAGAGCAUGAUUCGGGGAUCAAUUCAAGUUCGGAUAAAAAGGUAAAAGAAGACAAAAGUGAGAGAAAGUCAUCUGGUGAUUCUGAUAACGCUGCAGGUCCUGAGUGGUCACCUGGUGAGGUAGGGAUGCGGAGGCUGGAAGAGGCAUGCACCAUGUCCCUCCAUCAUCCCCCCAUACACAGCUUCACCAGAGAGAUCCUCGAACCUCGAGGGCCUGGAACAAGUAUGCCUUAUAUCAAGCCACAUAAUUUGUCUGACAAGAAGACCAUCAGCACUCUGGAAAGAAUCCGAGCUGAGGAGAUCCAAACUGACACCAAACAAAAAUCAUCAAAGAAAACCCAGAAAAAAUCUCCACUGUAUAUAAACCCUGAGGAAGAGACACCAAACAAGGAUGAGCAUUUUGAUGCCAGUGUUGAGUGUGAAUCUGCAUCCAGUUCCAGACCCUUCUUUCUGAGGUUCACCCCUCAUCGCCUCAGCUAUCAGUCUCCUCUAGCCGUGUUCACUAGCAUGGAGGAGCCCCGAUUGUCUGCUGACUUGCAUCCAAGCAGAAAGAAGAUGUAUCUGCCAUCAGAGGACGCCUCGGCUACAGUUGUGUCCAAACCAACAGGGGUGAAAUCGCUGAGAGAGAGAACCUCUUCUGCAUUACCUUUGGAGGAUAGAAAUGACCUUGAAUUUAUUGAUUCAGAGCUGGAGAAAUCAUAUGAUGAAAAAUUUCCUGACUCAGGUGAUGCUUUGAGACUGCAUAAACGUAUUGAUUCAAGGACCAAGAAGAUGGCCUCCCUUGUGCCGUAUCCAGUGGCCGACCACUCCUUCCAGCAUAGUAUGGCAGAAUCCAGCAAUCUGAAGCUGGACCCAGACGAUGAUACCCGGAGGUGGCAUGGAUCAGGGGGACACAUGUCCAGGGAUGGCAGAAGGAACAGGUCGUUGACAAAGAUGAGAGAGAGCUGCAGUUUAUCAACUGAUCUGUCUUCUUCUCAAAGCAGGAUAACCAGCACCAGCACCACUUCAGACAGCACAAUGGAGACCAGUGACUCGAGCCUCAGUUCUGCAGUCAAACAUCCAAGACAUGGCAAACAUCUAUAUUUGAGCAAUAGAAAACUGUCUUCAUCUCCCAACAGAAACAGUUUGAAAGAAACAUUGGAAUCACCAUCGGUUUCUUCAAAAAACAGGUCAAAGUCUCCAAAAUGGUCAAGGUCAAGGUCAAGGUCUAUGUCUCCAGGGAAUAGCUCCAAGAAAACGUUGCCUGCAACAAGAAAAGGCUCUAGAUCUCCAUCACCUAGCAAAAGAUCUCCGCUAAGAUCAAGAUCUACUUCACCUACCUACCUACUACCUUUUCCUGACACUUCUCGGAAAAGGUUACGAUCGCCCAAUAGGUCACAGAACAGGUCUAGGUCAUCAUCACCGAGGAACAGAUCAGCAUCCCCACUCAAACGGAAGAGAUGUAGGUCUCCUAGAAGAUCCAGGUCAAGGUCACUCACCCCUGACAACACAUCAACCUCACCUAGCAAUCAGUCAAGGUCACCUAACAAUAGGCAAACACUGGAGGAUGGGGAGCCCACAUCUCAAACCAGUCAGACAUCGAACUGUGGGAAGAGUGCUUGGACCUCAACCCCUAAGUAUGAGCGAUGGCAGAGAAAGGCCUUGUCUCGUGGACAGAUGCAGAGGGUUCACCUAAAAAAGCAAGAACUAGAGGCGGCUUUCAAGAGUGACUGUGAGACCAUCUGUAACGUGACCAAGGUUCUAUUGAGUAAGGAUCCAAGUCUGGAAAAACAAAUGUGCAAUAGUGCUAAGAACACUCUGACUGAUCUUGGUGCCAAGUUCGUCACCCAACUGCAAGAGUUCAUCGAUUCACUAAGCUCCCAUGUCCCAAGGUCAAGAAAAAAGGCACCCUAGCACCGCACCCUAGCACGUCAGUCAUCCAGAUGGUGCUGUCCUUAAAAAACAUGCUUAUUGAUAAUCAUGGCAAAGAGAGAUGUUAAAUGUUGUCUUUAUAUGCUUAUGUAUUUUGGAACCAGAGCUGUGCAAAAAGAGGGAAUCACAUCCAUGUGCUCAAAGUAGCAAAUUUUGGUCUUAUAUAGUAAGAUCUCUGCAUUUGUAUGGAUAUGCCCCAUUCAUAGUUGAAAGGAUGAGUGUUUAUGAGUGUAUUUGUGCUUGAAGUAUGUUGACUCUUGAUACAUUACUAAAAAGAAAGAGUCUGCUUGAUUUAUGUGUGUGCUUGGACUCUGUGUGCUUGUAGUAUGUGUGUGCUUGAAGGAUGUAUGUGCUUGAGGGAUGUGUGUGCUUGAGGAAUGUGUGUGCUUGAAGGAUGUGUGUGCUUGAAGGAUGUAUGUGCUUGAAGGAUGUGUGUGCUUGGGGGAUGUAUGUGCUUGAAGGAUGUAUGUGCUUGUAGUAUGUGUGUGCUUGAGGGAUGUAUGUGCUUGAAGGAUGUAAGUGCUUGAAGGAUGUAUGUGCUGGUAGUAUGUGUGUGCUUGAAGGAUGUAUGUGCUUGUAGUAUGUGUGUGCUUGAGGGAUGUAUAUGCUUGUAGUAUGUGUGUGCUUGAGGAAUGUGUGUGCUUGAAGGAUGUAAGUGCUUGAAGGAUGUAUGUGCUUGUAGUAUGUGUGUGCUUGAGGAAUGUGUGUGCUUGAAGGAGGUGUGUGCUUGAAGGAUGUGUGUGCUUGAAGGAUGUAUGUGCUUGAAGGAUGUGUGUGCUUGGGGGAUGUAUGUGCUUGUAGGAUGUGUGUGCUUGAAGGAUGUAUGUGCUUGUAGUAUGUGUGUGCUUGAGGAAUGUGUGUGCUUGAAGGAGGUGUGUGCUUGAAGGAUGUAUGUGCUUGUAGGAUGUAUGUGCUUGAAGGAUAUAUGUGCUUGUAGGAUGUAUGUGCUUGUAGUGUGUAUGUGCUUGUAAUAUGUGUGCUUGAGGGAUGUGUGUGCUUGAGGAAUGUGUGUGCUUGAAGGAUGUAAGUGCUUGUAGUAUGUGUGCUUGAGGAAUGUGUGUGCUUGAAGGAUGUGUGUGCUUGAAGGAUGUAUGUGCUUGGGGGAUGUAUGUGCUUGAAGGAUGUAUGUGCUUGUAUGUGUGUGCUUGAGGGAUGUAUGUGUUUGAAGGAUGUAAGUGCUUGAAGGAUGUAUGUGCUUGUAGUAUGUGUGUGCUUGAGGGAUGUGUGUGCUUGAAGGAUGUAUGUGCUUGUAGUAUGUGUGUGCUUGAGGGAUGUAUGUGCUUGAAGGAUGUGUGUGCCUGAGGGAUGUGUGUGCUUGAAGGAUGUAUGUGCUUGAAGGAUAUAUGUGCUUGAAGGAUGUAUGUGCUUGAGGGAUGUAUGUGCUUGAAGGAUGUAUGUGCUUGAAGGAGGUGUGUGCUUGAAGGAUGUAUGUGCUUGAAGGAUGUAUGUGCUUGAAGGAGGUGUGUGCUUGAAGGAUGUAUGUAUGGGAAGAGAAUGCAUCAGGAAGAAUAUACAAUUUUGAAACAAUGUAUAUGCAUGGAGUUUAUGCAUGCAAGAUAAUGUCCAUGUAUAUUUGAAUGAUAUGAGUGCUGAAGGAUGAGCAUGCUUGAUGCUGCAUGUACAUGAUUAAUAAAGUAUUACAUCCUUGAAGUUUGUGGAUACUCAAAGUGUUAAACUGCUUUAUGAAAUUAUGAAUGCUUGUGGAAUAUGUGAACAUUGAAGGAAGUAUAUACAUGUUUGCAGUAGCUAAGUAAAUAAAUUAGGGAUUACCGUU
Molecule: messenger RNA, 6355 nt
Organism: Haliotis rubra (blacklip abalone)
Lineage: Eukaryota; Metazoa; Mollusca; Gastropoda; Lepetellida; Haliotidae
Product: serine/arginine repetitive matrix protein 2-like
Exons: 9
Coding region: 697-4563 (1288 amino acids)
Biological process (GO): negative regulation of DNA-templated transcription; negative regulation of gene expression, epigenetic; protein localization to heterochromatin
Cellular component (GO): nucleoplasm
Molecular function (GO): RNA binding
Source: RefSeq, a predicted model, not a curated record